This is a messenger RNA of Chelmon rostratus (copperband butterflyfish), 3124 nucleotides long. It is a transcript of the gene vwa11, whose product is annotated as von Willebrand factor A domain containing 11. The transcript is spliced from 18 exons. The record is from RefSeq and is a predicted model, not a curated record. The coding region runs from base 80 to 2854 and encodes 924 amino acids. Lineage: Eukaryota; Metazoa; Chordata; Actinopteri; Chaetodontiformes; Chaetodontidae.
CAGCUAUUGUACUGGAAUUUCCUCAGAACCUUGAAACCAAAACAAAUCCUGGUCCUGCCUUGGAGCCCAGGGAUUGAUCAUGACUUCAGUGCUGGGCAUAGCAGUGCUGGCUCUGGCCCUAUCAGAGCUCACCGUGGCCUUUGUUCCCAUCGGGGGUGGGACAUCCACUCACAUCAGCAUUACGGGAACGGCUCUGUUGCAAAAAGUGACAGAGACAUGUCAGGCAGUCGCUGAGGCAGCUGGUCAUGAGUUUAAACCCACGGGCUCGUCUCCCGAAGAGCUGGUGCAGGCCUGCCUCGGCCCCACAGCGACAGGAGAAGUGUCCGGUGCCAAGUUUCACUCUGCUCUUCAACAAGUCUACAUGCAGAACGGACUGGUAGACCGUGACUUUGUCAACAGUGCUCCACACCACUUCAACUCAGAAGCCUUUCUGGAGGGACGUGGCCUGAUCAUGGAGGGCAUGGUGGCCAUUAAGGCUAACAUCCGCGAGGAGAACUUCCAGGCCGCCAGGGAAAUGCUGGGCAGGAUCCUUCAUACGCUGCAGGACUUCUACAGCCACAGUAACUGGGUGGAGCUGGGAUACACGGAGCCAUACAUUAACCUCAUACGCCCAGACCUUCCACUGGAAAAUCUGGCAGAUGUCGACACAGCCACCUGCAGAGACUGUGCCAGUGGAACAUGCCCCAAUUCCAUCCUCCCCAACAUCCUGAACGAGAAGAAACUCACAUCAGGCUACAUGGGAAUCUUCUCAGCAGCCAAGCCUAAAGGUAAAUGCAGCCACGGAGGUGAAGCUGACUUGACGAGCGCAGCAGAUCCUCGCGGAGGCAUCAACAAGGACGAGCGUCGCUUGGACAACGUGGCCCUCCACACUGCUGCUGUGAACGCAGCCACAGCUGCCAGCCUGCAGCUGCUGGAGGACAUCCGUUUAGCUGCAGGGGACAACGCCUUUCUGAGAAUGAUGGGGAUCGCCCGCUCCUCUGUCGUGUGCUUCGUUAUCGACACUACUGGCAGCAUGUCAGAUGACAUCGAUGAAGCCAGGGCAGUUGUUUACGAAAUCAUUGACAGCAAAAAAGGGACGCAGGAUGAGCCAUCUGAGUAUAUUCUGGUGCCCUUCAGUGACCCCGAUUUUGGACCGAUGAUCAGGACAACAGACCCUGAUGAGAUGAAAAGAGAAAUCUCUAAUCUUAAAGCAAGAGGAGGUGGUGAUCCCCCUGAGAUGUGCCUGUCAGGACUUCAGUUGGCUCUCACUGGUUCCCCUGCCUACUCCCACAUCUAUGUUUUCACUGAUGCUACAGCCAAGGACAUCAGCCUCAAGGACACGAUUAUUGCUCUUGUCAGAAGCUCCAAGUCAACGGUGUCAUUCUUCAUGACUGGGGUCACUGGUAGGCGUCGUCGGUCCCUCAGAGCUUCUUCCUUUGAAGACUACAGGGACCUGGCUUUAGCCUCUGGAGGACAGGCCAUCCAGGUGUCUAAACGACAGUUGCCUGAGGCCACAGAUGUCAUCCUUGACACAUCCACUUCAGCUCUGGUGACAGUUCUUCAGCGAGCAAGGAACCUUGGGAAGGAGGAAACGUUCCCCUUCACAUUAGAUGAAUCUCUGAAAAAUAUCACUAUAUACAUCACAGGAAAAUCCAUUACUUUCACACUGAGUAACCCUGCAGGUGUGACCCAGAGCCACAGUGAGACCAGUGGUAAACUGGGGACCAUACAGACUGUGGGCAACCUGAGGAGAAUUCGUCUUAACGCUGACAUGCAGACAGGAACCUGGAAGAUACACAUAAAGACCAACCAACCAUACACACUAAAAAUCACAGGCCAGAGUACCAUUACCUUCAUUUAUGACUUUGUGGAAAGCUUCAAGGGACCUCACCCAGGUUAUGCCGUACUCAGUGGGCGUCCACAAGGAGGCCAGCCAGCCACCCUGAUGCUCUCAGUACUUGGCAGGAAAGGUCCGUCCUCAAUAAAUGUUGAAGAUGUUGGCCUGGUAACUGUAUCUGGUCCUGAGACUAUUAGCAAUAGCACAACAACUGACAUGGGCAACGGAGACAUCUUAGUGACUGUUGAAUCAGUCCCUGAGGGGGAGUUUGUAGUUUUUCUGAGAGGAACUGACAAAGUGUCGAACAGCAACUUCCAGAGGCAGUCUACCACCCAGAUGUCCGUCUCCAAAGUGAUUAUCCAGGCUGUGGUAGACAGCAGUUUGGAACCAGGAAAAGCCUUCAACCUCACCUUCAGUGUCAUGACCCAGGGCUCUGAUGGUCAAUACUCCAUUGAUGCCAGAAAUGACAAAAACUUCCCCAUGUCCUUCCCACACAACAUCAUCUUGACAUCUGGAGAAUAUAGUAACGCGACUUUGACCAUUACGCCACCUGCCGACACACCGUCAGGCACUGAUGUCACUCUGACUAUGGAAGUGAAGUCGUCCAAUGGUGUUGACUCCAAUUACGUUGUUUUGAGAUUCUCUGUUGUUACCAAGAUUACAGAUUUUGUUCCACCUGUGUGUGAAGUGGUCAGUGUGCUAGCUGGUGAUUGCCCUCGAGAUAUGUCUCAGUGUGGACAUUUCCAGUGGCAGCUCUCAGCCAGCCUUACUGAUGGAAACGGCACUGGGAUAGAGAGUGUUUCCCUGCGUCAGGGCGAUGGAACACUCUCAUACACCCCCCUGACUGCUCCUGUCAUUAUGGCAAACUACACAGCCUCCUGCUGCUCACAGAUUAUGGAGUUGGUGGCUGUAGAUAAAGUUGGCAAUGUGGGCAAAUGUUAUCAUUCCAUUGAGCCUUCUGCUGGCCCUCCUUCUUUGACCCUCUCCCUGCCACUGUGGUUGUGCCUGCUGGCAUCUGUCUUCGUAACAAGGCUUUGAAGGGCUUAGGUUAGGUUGCUCAGAUACCCUGCUUAAAUAAUAAUAAAUAUGAGCACUGGUUAUGAAAUGGAUGAUGAAUGUGUACUGAAGUUGUCCGAUAAAACGACAAUGAUUAAAAAAAAAUUCAUUCAGUUGUACUACAUUGUUGAGGAUUUUUCUCUCUCUUUCUGUUCGAAACACAUUUCAGUUCCGCUGCCAACCAUCUUUGGAAAACACCCACAUCUUCACCCAUUAAAAUGCACAAUAACAUGCCUGUAACAUUUUUUUGUG